CGCGCGACCGUUAUCCAACCGACCGAAUUUCAAAUUCAAAAUCGUCAACGACCGCCGAGCAGCAGCCGCCGUCUCGCCGUCGUCGUCCGCGCGAAAAACGUAACAGCUUGUAUUUUUUUUUCCUUUAAAAAAAAAAAUAAAUAUUUUCAAACCGUCGUUUUUCGCUGCUACCACCGCCGCCAUCCGUCGACCGGCUCACGAGUCACGAAACACAUAAACGCGCGGACUUGGUCGUGCAAUUCUUUCGUCGUCACAGAGGCGCGAGCAAGUAACAUACACACCACUAGCACACGGACUUACGACCAUGGUGUUGUCGGACGUCAACGGAAACGGUAAGAAAUCGGCGGCCGAACGGUGGCUAAGACAGCGCAACGGGCAGCGGGCAUCGGCCGUCCGAUGCAUAUUCGGGCCACCCGAGAAACGGGCCCAUCUCAUGGUGAUCAUGCGGAACGAGGCUGAAAUGGAGCGAAAACGGAUCGAGUUCGCGGCCCGGUACGAGCCGGUGGGCAUGUCGCCGAGCGAGCGGCGCAACUUUUUCGCGGGACUGAUCAAAUCACCGCCGACGUCGUCGCAUCAUCAUCAUUACAACAACGAACAUAGUACAAAAAAUUUGAAAGGCGAUAAUCGCAAUCACCACUACCAACAACAACAACAACAACACCAUCAUCACUAUUACCAGCAACAAAAGCAGCAAAAGAACAAUAGUUUCAAUCAACCACCCGACGACGAAAGAAAUUGACUACGAAAUUGACCAACUAUUGUGCGUGAUGGGGGGGAUGUAUCAUAAAUCGUAAUCGAUAUUAUAAUAUAUUGUGUAACAUUGUACCUAAAUCGCAACGAUCUCUAGCCCCACAACUCGUACAACUACAGAAAAGACCAUUUGUCCGUUUCCUUCUACAUCUGUCUACGUUAUGAAUCGUCUCAUUUGCUACACGAAAUCCGCGCGUAAUUAAGGUUUUUGGGUGUAUAAUCGGGUUAUUAAUAUUAAAAGUGUAUUAAUUUUUUAUUUCAUUUUCGUUCCGUUCAAAGUGUUCGUGGCGUAUGGUUUCACGUUUGCUAACGACCACUUUGUACCUAUUAUAUUUUAAUACCUAUAAUAAUAUUGUUUAGACUUAUUGAAACUUGACGCUCACUACGGGUCCACAACGUAAUUUAUUGUAACAGAGUACUCAUAUUAUUUUUAUUUUUAUUAAAUUAUAUUAUUUGCGUGUUGUUGUCCGAGUUUUACACUCACAAUACAUGAUGCUCGAGUAUGCAUGUAAAAUAAAUAUUACGUUAUAUUAAUGCGAGUAUUAAGAAGAAAAAAAAGAGAAAACAUUCGACACAUAAAUAUUUGUACAACUUAACAAUCGUCCUGAGUAGUGUUUGUGUGUGUAACAACGUACGUAAUAAUUAUUUACUCCUGCAUCUAUACGAACUCAGAUAGAAAAGGUCAAUAAAACUAUAACAAACAACUCGGUUCAACUAUAGAUUCGAAUAAUAAUCGUAAAAUCAUUUAAUUUUAUUUCGUUGUACUCUUUUUUUUAUUUUUAUCGUCUCGUCUUCGUGUACUGUCAUCGCUAGGCCAAAAACGCUGAGAUUUUACAUAUAUAUUUAAUUUAUAUAAAUUUUUAAACACAUUUACUCCCUUUUUUCUCUCUUUUAAAAUGUAUUCAUCACCAGAUACUCAAUCGCAGCUAUAUAUGACUAUAUAUAUUAGCUGUUAAAGAAAUAUUAUAUGCAAUAUAAAUGCUAGUCCAAUUUGUUACGGUGAGAAAAAAUAUUUAUGCGUUAUUAAAAUAAUGUAUAUUAAACAUA
This is a messenger RNA of Rhopalosiphum maidis (corn leaf aphid), 1797 nucleotides long. Its product is annotated as transcription factor MYB120-like. Lineage: Eukaryota; Metazoa; Arthropoda; Insecta; Hemiptera; Aphididae. The coding region runs from base 305 to 739 and encodes 144 amino acids. The transcript is spliced from 2 exons. The record is from RefSeq and is a predicted model, not a curated record.